This is a messenger RNA of Eublepharis macularius, 4463 nucleotides long. RefSeq names its product zinc finger protein 665-like. The transcript is spliced from 6 exons. The record is from RefSeq and is a predicted model, not a curated record. Lineage: Eukaryota; Metazoa; Chordata; Lepidosauria; Squamata; Eublepharidae. Bases 150 to 3026 code for a protein of 958 amino acids.
CACGGGAUGCGGACCCAGCCUCUGCUGUGUAAAGGGGAGGGGGGCUUUUUGGCACCCCCAUCAGGAAACCGGGCAAGACCCACCUGUUGAUUGCUGACAUUUUAAGAGUUUUCUGUCGUCUGCCAGCAUCUUUGGGAAAUCACCCAAGGAUGAAAAUGGAGGUACAGGACACUUCCCGAUGGGAGGUAUCAGCUGGAGCAGAGAAAACCUUUCGUGUCCCACAAAGUCACAAACCCAGGAUGGAAUGGGAAGGAGGAAGGAAGCCUUCUGAGGCAAGGCGGUCCGAAAGUACUGUGGGAUCUCUCAGUCGGGCAACUCUGUAUCAGGUGAAGGAGGAACCAGAAGAGGGUUUGGCCCUGCGCUGGGAAGCCCAGUGGCAAGAGUUCCUGAGGAAUGUGGAGCCCCCUCACUCGGUGUGGGGUGGCCCACCAUUGGCAGGGCAGCCUACCACCCCAUGGGAUGACACCAAGGCCUUCCUGGCCUCCUUUGAGCAAGUGGCCAAAGCCUGCCGGUGGCCCAAGGACGAAUGGGUAGCCCGGCUCCUGCCGGCUCUCAGCGGGGAAGCCAAGCAGGUCUUUGGCAGGCUGGAUGCCAGAGACAGAGAGGACUAUGGGAAGGUCAAGGCAGCCAUUUUGCGAGGGGACGCCAUGAGGAGAGAGAAGAUGCGUCAGUAUUUCAGGCGUUUCUGCUACCAGGAGACGGAGGGCCCAAGAGGGGCUUAUAGCCACCUCCAGGAAUUUUGCCAUGGGUGGCUAAGAGCAGAGAAACACUCCAAGGAACAGAUCCUCGAGUUCUUGAUCUUGGAGCAGUUCCUGAGCAUCCUUCCACCAGAGGUCCAGAGCUGGGUGAGAGAAAAUGGCCCUGAGACCUGCUCCCAAGCGGUGGCCCUGGCUGAGGACUUCCUGCAGAGGCAGGAAGAGGCUGAGAGACAGGAAAACCAGGUGGCGUUGGAAGAGGGAGCUGCAAGCUCCUCCGAGGCAAGCCAGGCCUCAGAGCAGCAGUUGGCCACAGAAACUAAGCAGGAAGACGACGGGGAUGGCCCUAUGUUGGCAGCCCAGGAGUGGAUGGCCGUAGAGGAUGCCGUCAAUCAAGAAGAGCCAGGAGGCUCAGAAGCGGUGGGACCCCAUGGGAUGUCUGUGUGGAAAAUAGAAGGUGACGUUUCCCGCUAUUGUUGGCAGGAAAAUGCCUUGGCAAGUCAGGAACAACCACACGGUCAACAGGAGACCCACCCGGCGGAAGCAGCAGAGGAAUCCAUUCCUUGCUGGGGCCGUGACCUGGCUGCCACUGAGAACAUAGUUCAGACGAGAAUUGACUCUGCAGGUGAUGGCUGGAAGAGAGACAACAAGGGGGAUCUGCCUGGGAUACCGUUGGAAAGAGUCAGCCACAAAGAGUCUAAGGAAAAUUUUUGGAACCAAGGCAGAUCCAAGAUUCAGGAGGAAGACCGCACGGAAAAGAGGAAGGAUCCGUCCAGUCCUUGUCAGGAUGAGGAUAUGAUUGAGAUUCCCAUUCUGCCAGACCCACAAAUGGAAAAGAGGAAGAGUAAGUAUCUCAGCGUUCAUUGGAGAAUUGAUAUGGGUCAGCCACCAGCCGGAAGCUUUGAGUUUGGGAAUAGCUUCAGUGAGAGCAGAAACCUUCUUGAAUGUCAAGCAGAGAUGAAACCAUACCAGUGCUCCGAGUGCGGGAAGAGCUUUAGCCGGAGCACAAACCUGACUUCACAUCUGCGGAUCCACACGGGGGAGAAGCCAUACAGCUGCCCAGAUCCGGACUGCAGCAAGCGGUUUUGUAGCCAAUCAGAUCUGAUCAAGCACAAGAGGAUCCACAAAGGGGAGAAACCGUAUAAAUGCUCUCAGUGCGGAAAGAGCUUCAGCCAGGGCUCCCACCUCAUUUCGCAUCAAAGGAUCCACACCGGGGAGAAGCCCUACAAGUGCCUGGAGUGUGGGAAGUCCUUCAGCAAGAAUACAAACCUGACUUCACACCAAAGAAUCCACACGGGAGAGAAACCCUACACCUGUUCAGAGUGUGGAAAGAGCUUUACUUGGAGUUCUAACCUUACAUCCCAUCAACGAAUCCACACAGGGGAGAGACUCUAUAAAUGCUCAAACUGCAGCAAGAGCUUUUGUAACCACUCCACCCUGAUUAAGCAUAUGAGAAUCCACACAGGGGAGAAACCCUACAAAUGCUUUCUGUGUGGGAAGAGCUUCAGUCAGAGCUCCAGCCUCAUCUCCCACAAGCGAACUCACACGGGGGAGAAGCCCUACAAGUGUGCUGAGUGUGGGAAGAGCUUCAGCAAAAAAACAAAUCUCACUUUACAUCAAAGAAAUCAUCACCACUCUGGGGAGAAACCAUACAAGUGCCUGGCAUGUGGAAAGAGCUUCACCCAGAGCACAUCCCUUAUUUCGCAUCAAAGAAUACACACUGGGGAGAGGCCAUACACCUGCUUGGAGUGUGGGAAAAGCUUUAAUGAGAGCACAACUCUUAUUUCACAUAGGAGGAUCCACACAGGCGAGAGGCCAUAUAAAUGUUUGGAGUGUGGCAACAGUUUCAUUCAGAGCUCAAGCCUAACAUCUCAUCAAAGAAUCCACACAGGGGAGAAACCGUAUAUGUGCUUGGAGUGUGGGAAGAGCUUCUGCCAGAGCUCCCAACUUAUUAGGCAUCAGAGGACUCACACGACGGAGAGGCCGUACAGCUGCUCUGAUUGUAGCAAGAGCUUUGGCCACAAAUCCAGCCUUAAUAAACAUGAGAGAAUCCACACAGGAGAGAGGCCCUACACAUGCCUGGAAUGUGGAAAGAGCUUCUGUCAGAGCACACACCUGACUUCCCAUCAAAGAAUCCACACAGGAGAGAAGCCCUAUAAAUGCUCAGAUUGCAACAAGACCUUUGGUAAUCAAUCUGGUCUCAUUAAACAUCAACGAAUCCACACAGGUCAGAAACCCUAUACAUGCUCAGUGUGUGGGAAGAGCUUCAGCCAGAGCACACAUCUUAUCAGACACCACCGAAUCCACGGAGGGGGCAUCUUUCCACCUUAAACUCCCCAUACAGUUAGGUCAUCAGCAGGGGCCCCGUUCUGAAUAGUCUGGGUUUUUGAGCUCCAGAAAACCAUCUCAGGAAGGAGAGCAUUUGCCAACAGCUGUCCGUCUCUGCAGAGUUCUCUGGUUUUGUGGUUUGUUUCAGCUGAAUGGUAGCAUCAACAAUUUAAGUAUUACUUACACGAACUGUCCUGGAGUUUCACCUGCCUUAGAAGGGUGUAUAAAAGUUGGGUGUAACAUUGUUAUGGUUAGGGAGAGGGGGGAAUGACUUUCCUUGCUGGGAACUCCCCUUCAGCUGCCAUAACUCAGUACCUCCUGAGAACAUCUAGACUGACCCACUGAGAAGGUGCCCUUCCAGCUCAGUCCUAGCUAAAUAGCAAAGUAACAGGGCAGAAACCCUGGAAAAUACCUUAUAGCAAACUAGAGAGUCCAAAUGGCAUAUUGUAUUUUUUUCCUUUUAGGUUGCCAGGCAUGGUGGGGUACAGGAAAGAAAAAAGAGAUUAUAUAACACAGUUGUAUGGAUCAAAAUAUAUAUGACAAGAUAUAUAAAACAGAAAAUAUCUCUUCCCAAUGUCCCCUUCGUUAAUUUUUUAAGAUACUGACUACAAUAAUACUUGCUUAUGUGGGAUCCAUUUAAAUUCAACAUUUUAGGUUUCAAAUUUAUAUUUAAUAUUUAUAUUCAAGCCUUCAUCUAAGUCAACUGUUUAAAGUUUUAAUGUUCUUUGCUUUGGAUUUUUAAUCUAGUCCACAAUCAAAAGCAAUUGAUAAUAUAAUUUGCCACUUGAUAAUAUAAUUUUAUAUUUGGGACUGCUAACCCUCCUCUCUUCUUCUCAUCUUGACGUACUUUAAAACUUAUUCUUGGUUUCUUGCCAUUCCAAAUAAAUUUGUUUAUCUGUCUUUGCCAAUCUGUUCGUAUUCUUUCUUCUAUAUGUAUAGGUAACAUUUGAAAUUAAAAAACCACUUAAUUUUGGCAAUACAUUCAUUUUGAUUGCUGAAAUUCUCCCCAGCCCUGAAAUUUUUUUGUUUUUUUCCACUUGGAAAGAUUUGCUUGUAUCAAUUUCCAAGCCUUCUGAUAAGUUGUUUUUAAAAAGAUGAUAAUUUUCUCCAGUCACAUUUAUCCCCAAAUAUUUAAUAUUCAUUACUACUGUGCAUUUUGUACUUUUUACAAUAUCUUCUUCUUGUUACUGUAAAAAUUUUGUUAUUUUUGUCUUCUUCCUGUUAACUUAAUAUCCUGAAAGGAAUCCAAAUUCUUCAAUAUGUUCCAUUAGGUACUAUAGCGAUUUUUGUAGAUCUAAAACUAUUAUAAUCACAUCAUCUGCUUAACAUUUCAUUUUAAAUUCUGUCUCUUCCACUUUUAUUCCUUUGAUCCUUGUGUUUUGUCUUAUCUUUGUUGCUAAAGUCUCUAUCACUAAUAUAAAUAAUAAAGGUGACAGAGGA